Messenger RNA from Morchella sextelata, 657 nucleotides. RefSeq lists its product as uncharacterized. The transcript has 2 exons. Bases 1 to 657 code for a protein of 218 amino acids. Lineage: Eukaryota; Fungi; Ascomycota; Pezizomycetes; Pezizales; Morchellaceae. The record is from RefSeq and is a predicted model, not a curated record.
AUGUUUGGAAAGGACGUUCAAAGGCAUAAGCAGGUCUUUAACAUGGAGGAGCUGACUGAAAGCUCUGAUGAGGGCGAGUUGGGGUUUGAGGAGGCACCGGCAGGCGAAAGGGGAGAUCAACUAGACGAGUUCCUAGAGGAAAAUUACGAAGAGGUGGAGGAUGAAUAUGAGGAUAUUGAGGUCCCACUAAACCCUCCCGGAACUCUUGACCCCGCUCAGAUUGGUCUUCCCCCGGCUCCUAUUUUCAAUCACUUUGAACAUCUCGCUCCAGCACAUCAACGACAGAUCCAUUUGCCGAUUGCAUUUAGAACAGCGGGUAUAGCAAGAGAAGGUGGUGAUGGCGUGUUAUUAAGAGAAGAGGAUGCAGAUGUCUCUCCAAAUGGAGUGCUAUUUACAGGGAGAAGUUCACAACUGGACCGGAACCAAAUUGUAGAGCACGGUCCAGGAGUCCAAGGUGUUUGCUGGGACACACCCGGUCGUUUUUUCAAGUUAUUCUUUACCGAAGAGACUUUCAAACAACUAGCAGACAAUACAAAUGCGUAUGCCAAUAGUAAAAGGGCUGGACAUCAUAACGGUUCUGGGAGACAAUGGAAAACCGUUGAGACAGCAGAAUUGAAGAUUUUUAUCGCAAUGGGCGCAAAAGAUGGAACCGCUUAG